Molecule: messenger RNA, 1055 nt
Organism: Medicago truncatula (barrel medic)
Lineage: Eukaryota; Viridiplantae; Streptophyta; Magnoliopsida; Fabales; Fabaceae
Product: chlorophyll a-b binding protein AB80, chloroplastic
Exons: 1
Coding region: 141-941 (266 amino acids)
Biological process (GO): photosynthesis, light harvesting
Cellular component (GO): membrane
Source: RefSeq, a predicted model, not a curated record
UGUAGCUUUGGAUAACACAAGAUAAGAGAACAACAACUUCAUAACUAAUAUAAAUACACACCCAUAUUCACCUUACCAAAUCACCAUUCAUACGAGUACAUUUAUCAAAAGCACAACAAGCAUUUUAAUUUCAUUGCAAAAUGGCCGCAUCAUCCAUGGCUCUCUCUUCACCAACCUUGGCUGGCAAGCCAGUCAAGCUAACCCCUUCAAGCCAAGAAUUGGGAGCUGCAAGGUUCACCAUGAGGAAGGCUGCUACCACCAAGAAAGUAGCCUCCUCAGGAAGCCCAUGGUACGGCCCAGACCGUGUUAAGUACUUAGGCCCAUUCUCUGGUGAGCCCCCGUCUUACUUGACUGGAGAGUUCCCAGGUGACUACGGAUGGGACACUGCUGGACUUUCUGCUGACCCAGAGACAUUCGCCAAGAACCGUGAACUUGAAGUCAUCCAUAGUAGGUGGGCUAUGUUGGGAGCCUUGGGAUGUGUUUUCCCAGAGCUUUUGUCUCGCAAUGGUGUUAAAUUCGGUGAGGCUGUAUGGUUCAAGGCCGGAUCCCAGAUCUUUAGCGAGGGUGGACUUGACUACUUGGGUAACCCAAGUUUGGUCCAUGCUCAGAGCAUUCUUGCCAUCUGGGCUACCCAAGUUAUCUUGAUGGGCGCUGUUGAAGGUUACCGUAUUGCUGGUGGUCCUCUUGGUGAGGUUGUUGACCCACUAUACCCAGGAGGCAGCUUUGACCCAUUGGGCCUAGCUGACGACCCAGAGGCUUUCGCAGAGUUGAAGGUUAAGGAACUCAAGAACGGUAGAUUAGCCAUGUUCUCUAUGUUCGGAUUCUUUGUUCAGGCUAUUGUGACCGGAAAGGGACCUUUGGAGAACCUUGCCGAUCAUCUUGCCGACCCAGUCAACAACAACGCAUGGGCCUAUGCCACCAACUUUGUUCCCGGAAAGUGAAUGGUCAUUAUGUUUUUUGUUAUGUAUACUUUCUUGUAACGUUCUUCCUGCGGGAAUGUGAAUUAUUAUCAUGUGUUGUAUGCAACUGAAUGUUAGUCUUUUUUUUUAUGUCAA